Messenger RNA from Cokeromyces recurvatus, 1318 nucleotides. Its product is annotated as isocitrate dehydrogenase, NAD-dependent. Gene Ontology annotation, biological process: isocitrate metabolic process; tricarboxylic acid cycle. Bases 65 to 1207 code for a protein of 380 amino acids. The transcript has 8 exons. Lineage: Eukaryota; Fungi; Mucoromycota; Mucoromycetes; Mucorales; Mucoraceae. The record is from RefSeq and is a predicted model, not a curated record. Gene Ontology annotation, molecular function: NAD binding; magnesium ion binding; isocitrate dehydrogenase (NAD+) activity. Gene Ontology annotation, cellular component: mitochondrion.
UUUUUUUUUUUGAAACUCCAAAUCCUGUCCCUCUUCUUCCCUUUAUUUACCUCAUUGUUUGAUAAUGUUCUUGUCUCAGACUUCUUCUGCCGCACUUAAGGCUACCGCUUGGUCCUCUCUUAAGGCCAACGCUUUCCGCACUAUUACCACAGCCACUCCCACUAUUACACAAGCCUUUAAUGCUCAAAAGAACAGCAAUGGUAAUUACCUUGUCACCUUGAUUCCUGGUGAUGGUAUUGGUCCCGAGAUUUCACGUUCAGUUAAAGAUAUCUUUGCUGCUGCAAAGACACCAAUUGAAUGGGAAGAAGUUGAUGUCACACCUAUUAUUAAAGAUGGCAAGACUGCCAUUCCUGAUGAAGCCAUUGCCAGUGUUCGUAAGAGUACUGUUGCUCUUAAGGGUCCUCUUGCUACACCUAUCGGUAAGGGUCAUGUCUCUCUCAAUUUGACUCUUCGUCGUACUUUUAACUUGUACGCUAAUGUCCGUCCUUGUCGUUCUGUUGCUGGUUACAAGACUCCUUAUGAAAAUGUCGAUACUGUUCUUAUUCGUGAAAAUACAGAAGGUGAAUAUUCUGGUAUUGAACAUGAGGUUGUUGAUGGUGUUGUUCAGUCUAUCAAAUUAAUUACAAGAGAUGCUUCUGAACGUGUUGCUCGUUAUGCCUUCAGUUAUGCUGAAGCUGUUGGUCGUAAUCGCGUCACAGCUGUCCACAAAGCUAACAUUAUGAAAUUAGCUGAUGGUCUUUUCUUGGAUGUCUGUAAGCAAGUCUCUAAAGAAUUCCCUAAUAUUAAGUUUGAUGAUGUUCUCUUAGAUCGUGCCUGUCUUCAUAUUACUUCUGAUCCUUCUAUUUAUGGCGAUACUGUCAUGGUUAUGCCCAACUUGUACGGUGAUAUUUUAUCUGACAUGAGUGCCGGUUUGAUUGGUGGUCUUGGUUUAACACCUUCUGGUAACAUUGGUCGAGAUGCUUCUAUAUUUGAAGCUGUUCACGGUACUGCUCCUGAUAUUGCUGGUAAAGAUAAGGCUAACAGCACAGCACUCUUACUUUCCGGUAUCAUGAUGUUGAGACAUAUGCGUUUAUAUGAACAUGCUAAUAAUAUUGAGCAUGCUGUCUUCAAAACUCUUGCUGAGGGUAAGGCCUUGACAGCUGAUUUAGGUGGUAAAAAUACUCUUUCUGAAUAUACUGCUGCUGUUAUUGAUAACUUGAAAGCCUAAACAUAUUUAAAAUUUAAUAAUAAUAAUAAAUAUGUGUGCUAUUUUCCUUUGUCUUGUAUUAAAAAAAAAUAAAUAAAUAAAUAUAUAGAAUAAGAAUUAUGUGAAGAAGAC